GCAUGCCAACUUCCGUGUGAUUUAGAGGCGAGCCCUCGGUCAAUGAAGCGCUGCAGCACUUAAGCGCGGACCAGCCGCAUGCUGCGACCUUUGGCUGCAAAUAUCUAACGAGUAUAAAUACGCGUGCAAUAUCCAACCUAGAUAUUAUCAAACUUUAACCGUUGUGGUGUAAACAGCUCAAACAAUCAACAACCAAAAAAUGAAAUUCUUCGUUGCUGUCUCCUUCGCCUUGUUGGCUGUCGCAGCUGCCGAUGUCUCUCAUCUCGGUGGUGGUGGCUACAAUUACCCGGCUCCCGUUCAUGAGGAAGUGAAAUCGGAACCAAUUGCACCACAAAACACGUACCUCCCUCCUCCAGCACCACAAAAUACUUACAUCCCUCCUCCAGCACCACAAAACACUUACAUCCCACCUGCCGCACCCGUACAGGAAGCCGUUCUCUCCGAACCUAUUGCUCAACCACAAAACACAUACAUUCCACCACCAGCAGCACCACAGAACACCUACAUUCCACCAGCACCUGUUCAGGAGGCGGUGCUCUCUCAGCCAAUUGCUCCACCACAAAACACCUAUCUUCCUCCAUCAUCCUCUCGUGGUCAAGACGGUUACCGUUACAAGACCGUUCGUCGUGUUGUCUACAGACGCCGUUUCUAGAUGGCUCCACUGCUGUUGAUUGUUAAUUGUUGUUAUUAGUUAAUGUUGUUAAAAAAAAAUGUACCUGAAUAAUGCUUGAGUUCAAAAUAGAAAUAUUGGAAAUUUAAUAUUGCGACUUUUCAAUUUAUGCAAUAAUACACAUUAGAGCCUUGAAUUGACAUCCAUAUUUUAGACUUGCCGCAUACAAUUAAUCCGAGUUCAUUAGUCGUUGAAUAGAACUUUUCCAUCCUUCACACUUUUGUUCCAAAACAUGUUUAGGUAAAGGUAAACUUCUACUAUUACUAAUUCGAAUAUAGAGUUUUUAAUUGCAGUAGAGACUUGAUCUUAGCUUGGUAAAUAGUUUUGCUCCUUAGCAUGCUUUGCCUCAUAUUUUUCUCUUGCUUUCUCAUAUUUAGGAUAAUAAAAACCAUAAUCAUAUGAAAGUUUCUCUUACAUCUGUAUUAACAAAAAGUACUGGAUCGUAGGCUGCUGUCUUGGACUGGACUUUUUCGGCCUUUGACUGUUUCACUUUAGAAGUACAUGUUGUGGUAGGAAACUGCUUUUGAACAUGCUUAGAGGGCUGUGCUUGCUUAUUUUUGGUGUGCUCUUUUAUCUUGAUGGUUUGUUUGUUUGUUCUUUACAAUUUUCUUUGCUUUUAACUUUUUGUAUCAGUUUCAUUGAACUUGUGCAGAUAUUAGGGAUAUUUUUUAUUAAUGGGCAUGAAAUUUGG
This is a messenger RNA of Bactrocera oleae (olive fruit fly), 1361 nucleotides long. Its product is annotated as snake venom metalloprotease inhibitor 02A10. The record is from RefSeq and is a predicted model, not a curated record. Lineage: Eukaryota; Metazoa; Arthropoda; Insecta; Diptera; Tephritidae.